Messenger RNA from Grus americana (Whooping crane), 4147 nucleotides. It is a transcript of the gene PPAT, whose product is annotated as phosphoribosyl pyrophosphate amidotransferase. The record is from RefSeq and is a predicted model, not a curated record. The coding region runs from base 167 to 1699 and encodes 510 amino acids. Gene Ontology annotation, biological process: purine nucleobase biosynthetic process; purine nucleotide biosynthetic process. Lineage: Eukaryota; Metazoa; Chordata; Aves; Gruiformes; Gruidae. Gene Ontology annotation, molecular function: amidophosphoribosyltransferase activity. The transcript has 11 exons.
CCCGUAUGUAAAUGAGGGAGGCCGCGCCGGCAGGCUACCGGCGGCCCCGCGCGGCGCGGCGCUGUUGGCUGCGCGCGGCGCCGACAGGAGCGCGCGGGAGCAGCCACAGCCGGGCCGGGGCCGCCCGCUGGGGCCGCGCCGCCCGCCUCCACGUGCCGCCCGCGCCAUGGAACUGGAGGAGCUGGGCAUCCGGGAGGAGUGCGGCGUGUUCGGCUGCAUCGCCUCCGGCGUGUGGCCCACGGAGCUGGACGUGCCCCAUGUGAUCACGCUGGGGCUGGUGGGGCUGCAGCACAGGGGCCAGGAGAGUGCUGGAAUUGUGACAAGUGAUGGAGAGUCAUCCCAGGCAUUCAAAGUGCACAAGGGAAUGGGUCUUAUAAAUCACGUCUUCAACGCAGACAGCCUGAAGAAGCUGUACGUUUCAAACCUCGGUAUUGGGCACACGAGAUAUUCCACCUCGGGAAUUUCUGAGCUGCAGAACUGCCAGCCUUUUGUCGUAGAGACUCUGCAUGGAAAGAUCGCUGUGGCACAUAACGGGGAGCUAACAAACGCUGUACGACUCAGGAGGAAGCUUAUGCGGCAUGGUGUAGGUCUGUCGACCAGCUCUGACAGCGAACUGAUCACCCAGCUGCUGGCGUUCACUCCUCCUCUAGAAAAUGAUGACACAGCUGACUGGGUAGCAAGAAUAAAAAAUUUAAUGAAUGAAACUCCAACUUCAUAUUCAUUGCUAAUUAUGCAUAAAGACAUAAUCUAUGCAGUACGUGAUCCAUAUGGGAAUCGCCCACUCUGCAUUGGUCGCCUUAUUGCGGUAGGGGACAUGAAUGGAAAAGGGAAAGAUAACAGUGAAACAGAAGGAUGGGUGGUCUCUUCUGAAUCCUGUAGCUUUUUGUCUAUCGGUGCAGAGUACUAUCGUGAGGUGCUUCCUGGAGAGAUUGUGAAAAUAUCUAGAUAUGAUGUCCAGACACUGGAUGUUGUACCAAGACCUGAAGGAGAUCCGUCAGCAUUCUGCAUCUUUGAAUAUGUUUAUUUUGCAAGACCAGACAGUAUUUUUGAAGGUCAGAUGGUGUAUUCAGUCAGGAGAAGAUGCGGGCAGCAGCUUGCUAUUGAAGCACCUGUGGAAGCAGACCUGGUCAGCACUGUUCCAGAGUCUGCAACCCCAGCAGCUCUUGGUUAUGCACAAAAGUGUGGACUACCGUAUGUUGAAGUACUCUGUAAAAAUCGGUAUGUAGGAAGAACGUUUAUCCAGCCAAAUAUGAGGUUACGGCAACUUGGUGUUGCAAAGAAGUUUGGUGUUCUGUCUGAUAAUUUUAAAGGCAAGCGAGUUGUUAUCAUUGACGAUUCGAUUGUGAGGGGCAACACCAUUUCACCCAUCAUAAAACUACUGAGAGAAUCAGGAGCCAAAGAGGUGCACAUCCGUGUGGCUUCACCGCCCAUAAGAUUUCCUUGUUACAUGGGAAUAAACAUUCCAACUAAAGAAGAACUCAUCGCCAACAGACCUGAAUUUCAUGAUCUUGCAAGCUAUAUUGGAGCAGACAGUGUUGUCUAUCUUUCUGUGGAAGGGCUGGUAUCGUCCGUGCAAGAAAGCAUCAAAGCACGACAAGAGAAUGAGAACAGCCUUAAAACCCACAAGUCACGUGUUGGAAAGAUUGGCCAUUGCACAGCGUGUCUCACUGGAGAGUAUCCCGUAGAGCUAGAAUGGUGAAUUUUUAGUGGAUGGACACCAGGUCAUCUCUUGUUGAAUGUACCUUUUUCAAAGAUGCCUCCUUGCUAAUAGCCCUCUUACAUUUAGAUAAUAUGGAAAGCUCAUUACAACUAACUAAUUACUGUUACUAAAAUACAUCUUUACUGUAAAGACUUAGAGAAGUCCGAUGUGUUGAUGAAAACAAUGUAGAUAGAUUAAAAUACAAAAUCAUGUAGUUUUUAUGCACAGUUGUGCCUUCUAUUUUAUCAUAAAAUAUUAUAAAAACCAAAGUUUUUUUUAAUUAUGUAGUAGUCCCAGAGUGUUUUGUUUCCGUCUUGCCCUGAAAAAUACCCCUUUUAGACUUGUUCGGAGAUCAUGAAUCAUGUGGUGUAAUUUCAAAUUAUCAAAGUCUUAAUGCGAAAGUAUGUGAAGUUUGCUUUUCUCCUUAGGAAAAAUACCAGAUUCUGAAGAAUCAAAUUGCUUCUUCAGCAUUCUUGCUUAAGCUUUUUAAGAACAGAAAUACCUAACUUUUGCAUAUAUAGCUAAACAGCCUUUAUUAAUCUAGCCCUUUGUAAUAGAUUCUAUGAAUAUAAUGUCUAGCGUAUGAUUUUUAAAAAUGAAGACUCAGGGAAAUGCUCAGCCAAAAGCUCUCUAGUUUUAUAAUUUUAAAAUUCUUCUUUUGAAGUCCAGUGUAAUGACAUUAUCUUCAUGUGCUUUUAUCAGUUGCCAGUAGGAUAUGGAAGGACUAAAAACACUUGGCACUGCCAUUUUCCUUUCUGUUUUACAUCUUGUUUUCUUCAGGAUAAGUCCUGACAAUUUCUGAAGUCUGAGCUAAUGCUCAGCAUGCUUUUCAUAUGCCAACAUCCAAAGUAAACUGAAAAACAAAGUCACUUUUCAUUUUUAACAGUAAAAAUGAUGUAUCAAGUGAAGAUAAUGAGUUGUUUUGGGUAUAAUCUUAUUUUGCUACAUUACUGCUGUUACCAUAAAUGUAAUGUUAAAAAAAAAGAGUUCUGAAGAACCAUUAGCUAUUUAAUGCAUUGUAUUUUUUAAUUGGUCACAAUUACACAGUUAGUUGUAUACAUGAAGAUCACUUGGACAAUGAACCACUAGCUGAAAAUGGAAAAGCACCUUUGAAAACUAUUGCAAAUUUACGCACAAUUGUAAAAAUAUUUUGUAUACCUCAGUUUUUUCACUGAAAAGCAGCAACUUAAUUUUAGAUUUUCUAUUUAAUAUUGUGUAUUUUGGCUUUAUAACUGUUUGUGACUCUGUUAAAAAAAAAUAGCGAAGCAAAAAAGAGCUUCUUCCUUCCCCAUCAUCUUCCACAUAGUUCAGAAUUACAGCACUGGUGAUUAAAUUCAGAAGGGAACUUUCUUACACGGGAUUUGUGGCAAUUGUGCCUGACAGACAAUCACAAAACAAAAGUCCCAAUUCCAGAAAGCAUGUAAAUACAUUUAAGAAAGUCAAGACCUCGUGCAGUGGAAUGAGAACCUACUUGCAGUCAAGCCUAUGGGAGAAUCUAGAUUUUCAUGAGCAUCUUACUCUUACUUGUUCACCAUAGCCCAGAUCUGCAUAUUUAGGGAUGUAUGUGGAUCUCUUCUGUUUAAUUAGCAAGUUUGUUUGUUUGUUAACAGAACCAUAACAGUUCAUCUGAACAGUAAAUUGAGCAAAAAAAACCCAGGUUCCAGAUUAACCAGGGAGGAGUGUGAGAAAACAGAAAAAACUGUCAUUAACAAUUUCACCUUUCUUCUUACCUGUCCUCAAGAAAGCCAUCAUUUUUAAAAGAAUGGAUAAGUCGAGCUCUUAAGUUACAGUCACAUGCAAGGAGCCCUUUCUACUUGAGAUAAAAACUUAGGUGCAGACUUCAACGAGCUUCCAAGCAGAAGUUUAUCGAUUUACCUGAAACUGUCUACAGAACAGACUGUAAAUGAAACACGUGCAAAUACUCUUUUAACCUGUUUUCAACAAAACUAGUAUUUUUGAAAUCUGGUAAUAACUGCUUAAAUGUGAUUUGAGCAUUUCUGAUUUCAGUAAAAUGAGUCCUUAUGCCUUUUUUCCCUCCAAGUUAUGCAUGUGAAAUUACAAGGUCUGCUACUGUACUGUAAGCACUGUAAUUUUUAGAUACACUACAUGCCUAAUCUUUAGUACGUAUUUUUCAAAACCUUAAGUUAAAGGGGAGACACUUUUCAAGUGUCACUUUAUUCUCUGACAGCUGGAUUUAUGCUUCAGGUUACCAGGCCUUUAUUUUUCACGUACAAUAGACACACACAUGGAACAAGCAUGUUGAGGGAGAGAACUCUGGUUUUAGGUGUCGCUAUUUGUAUCAUUUUCAUGUUUUACUGUGAAAACUAUUUCUGCUGUAUUACCAAUUUGCAACUGUGCCAAAUUAUCACUUAGAAGAUGUGACAAAACAGUAGAAAGCAAAUGUCUAACUUCUCCUGUGCAUAAUAUUAAAAGUGGUUAUGAACUGGU